AGCUCUUCCUUGCGGUUGUGCCACAUUGAUUCACCUCUUCCAAACCCCUCUCUCUCUCUGUUCAACUGACACGCCGGAAAAAAUGGCCGCCGCAGCACCACCGCCCCCACCAACGCCAGCACCGACUCCAAACAUGAUGCCGCCGGAGGACCACCCUGUGGGCCACCCAUUGUUCGCCCGAAUCCGGCAAGCCACCCGGUCGGACGUUUCCCAUAUUCACAAGCUCAUCCACCAGAUGGCCGUCUUCGAGCGCCUCACCCAUCUCUUCUCCGCCACCGAGGCCUCCCUCUCCGCAACCCUCUUCGACGACCCCAACAACCCCUUCACCAUCCUCCUCCUCGAGGUCUCCCCAAACCCCUUCCCAACCACCCCCAUAACCCAGACCUUCAACUUAGACCACCCAAUCAUCGACUCGGAGUCUGAACUCUUCCGAUCGGCGGGGGACGACGUCGUGGUGGCCGGAUUCGUGCUCUUCUUCCCGAACUACUCGACGUUCCUAGCGAAGCCGGGGCUGUACAUCGAGGACCUGUUCGUGAGGGAAUGUUACAGGCGGCGGGGGUUCGGGAAGAUGCUUCUGGCGGCCGUGGCAAGCAGGGCGGCGAAGAUGGGGUACGGGAGGGUGGAGUGGGUGGUGCUGGACUGGAACGUGAACGCCAUCAAGUUCUACGAGGAAAUGGGGGCUCAGAUCUUGCAGGAAUGGAGGAUUUGUAGGCUUACCGGGGAGGCUCUUCAGGCGUACGCUGCUCACAGCAAUUAGGGCUUUUAUUCUUCUGCUUAUUUAUCUUGGUUGGAUUGAGGAUAACUUGCGCCAAAUGAAAUGAUUUGCGGUAUCAUUAGGGUUAGGGUUUGAGAUGGAUGAUGAUAAUGAUUAUGAAGCUUCUGCUUUCUUAUGUGUAAUCCAACGUUUGAAUCGACCCUUUCAAUUGCUGCCAA
This is a messenger RNA of Diospyros lotus (date-plum), 933 nucleotides long. RefSeq names its product probable acetyltransferase NATA1-like. NCBI's taxonomy places the organism in Eukaryota, Viridiplantae, Streptophyta, Magnoliopsida, Ericales, Ebenaceae. Gene Ontology annotation, molecular function: N-acetyltransferase activity. The record is from RefSeq and is a predicted model, not a curated record. The coding region runs from base 83 to 757 and encodes 224 amino acids. The transcript has a single exon.